Sphenostylis stenocarpa is the source of this 708-nucleotide messenger RNA. The record is from the annotation of a GenBank genome assembly. NCBI's taxonomy places the organism in Eukaryota, Viridiplantae, Streptophyta, Magnoliopsida, Fabales, Fabaceae.
AUGAAAGGAUCUCAAUCGGCUUACAAGACCUAUGCUCGCUCAUUGAAGAAGAGCAAUCGCAGAUCGAAGGAUUCCCCAAACUUCAAUAAGGCAGAAACACAAUACGCAAAACCUUCUCACUUUUUUUCCGUUUUGCUUUCUUCACAUUCUCAUGAUUAUUUUUAUUGUCUUCUCUGGCAGAUUGCGAACAAGGGCUUGGAUGGAGCAUUUACAUCCACCUCUGAAGCUCCUAUGGAUUCUUCUCCAAUCUCCGAAAUAUCAUAUACUAAUAGCAGUGAAGAUGUUACGAUAUCGUUGGUGGAAGAAGGUUUGCCAGAAACCUUGCUUCCAUUUGAUAUAAUGCCGCCUGAAAAGAUCAUUGAGGAAGUAGGAAUUGGUUCUAUUAAAUGUUGGGAUGCCUAUGAAAUGGACAGCGCCAUGUCUACUUUCAUAGAGUCAGAGAUUCCAGCUGAUCUCAGAAAUGCCAAACCUAAGGUCUUCAACUCACACGAUCCUAUACCUCAACAUAAGAUGCUUGUGGAUGAAAUAACCAAGUAUGUAAUAGAAGAUAUUUAUGUGAAUACUGUGCCAGAGGACUUCGAUCUGUCUUAUCGAGUGCAGUCUGCAAAAAAUGGAAAGGUGUUUCUAUGUUUCUGCAUUUGGCUUAUUGGAGUAUUAGCUAUAUUCUUCACUUCUGAUAUUCAUUGUCCUUACAACGGACCAACUUGA